AUGAAGGACGAUCACCCGAAGAAACGAAACAAGCCAACAUUGGUUUGUACAAGAUGCAAGAGGAGAAAAAUCAAGUGUAAUAGGGAAUUACCUUGCUCAUCUUGUAUCAAUUCAAACGUUGGUUCUGAAUGUACUUACGAAAGUAAAUGGCAGCCGGUAUCAGUUACUAAGGAUGAACAAAAACCGAAACGACAGAAAGGAAUUCGACAGAAUAUUGGGAAUACAGCAGGUUACAAUAUCCAGUCUAUGAGUAACCCAUCGUCCGCUCUCAGCAGCGUACAAGGUAAAAUGACGCCCAGAUCAACAACAUCAGACUUUUAUGUCCAAGAAUACGUGGUGCCUGCUUUUAAUCCACAUUUUUCCAAUCCAGUUGGACCGGACGAUGAUAUGGUAAAUUUUCAUGAUGGUUAUACGCCGAUUCAUGUGAAGGACGAAUCCAGAAGAUUGUGCUUCAACCCUCUUUGCUGGGCAAGUCUAUUGAAAAAGGAUCCCUGUUUAUAUAAAGUUUGCCAAUAUGUUGGAACACGUCCUACACCUCUCUGGUUUUUGAUGAAAAGUGUACCAAAUUUUAGUCAAGAAAAUAUAAAUGAAUUAUCAACAAAUUGUGAGAAGCAGGGAAAAGCAGACAGUGAAUUUGUCAGCAAAUUAUUGAAGGUUGAAGGAUACGAAGAAUUAGUUCCGUACAAAAAAUUGCUAACUCUUCGAACCAAUAAUGCAGAAUCGAAGAAUAAAACAGAUCUCAGUACGUCAACUUUGACCAGCACGUUGUUUGAUGGGAAGUUUGACCCUGAAUUGAAGUUGAUUGAGAACAUCAAGACAAUAAUGCCCAAAAAGAGAGUAGUAUGGAAACUAAUUGAUAGAUUCUUUGAAACACUAUAUCCAUUUAUGCCAUUUGUUGAUAAGGAAUACUUCACGGCAGAUAUGGUAAGAAUUCUAGGUGCGAAAAGUUAUGAAGAUGUACCCUUUGAACACAUGAAAAUUGUCAAACGAUUAGACUUAGCCCAUGUUGCAAUAUGCUUGAUAUUGUUAAGGUUCACCUAUUUAUCAUUAUUUUCCAAUAGGAAAUGUAUAAAUGAAAAGAUAAUCCAUUCUAAUGAUCCAUCACCUACAGUACAGGAUAUGAAAUACUUAUUUUUGAAUCCAGUUAACGUUAUCGUCAUAGAGAUGGCACAAUUAUGCUUGGAUCGGUUUGAGAUAUCACGGAAGACUAAUUUGACUGUGUUUCAAGCCACGUUAUAUAUGAGAGUAUAUCACAGUGCCGCACCAGAAGAUGGUGAUGGAACAGAUGGUGGUGAUUCUCAAGUAUCUACGGCUGUUCUCAUUCAGAUGGCGUAUGCACUAGGAUUGAAUAGAGAGCCUAAUAAGUUUCAGGAUGUAUGUAAUGAUGAACGAAUCAAUAAUUUAGGGAGGAGAAUGUGGCAUUUUCUAGUCCGAAGUGAUAUUAUACAUUGUUUUCAUGUUGGCAAUCCAAUGUCAAUUGACCCCAAACAUUAUGACGUUGGAUUUCCAUACUUCACAGAAAAUAAUAUGACUUCUGAUAAUAGAGAAUUAGAAGAAGCUAUUGCGCAGACAUUUGAAUGGUUUCAUUAUAGGUUAAGUACAAUUAGAAAAAUUGUUGAUACGUUUCUGGAUAUUCAAGGAACUUAUUCAAUGAAUGAAUUGACUCAGACACUAAAUGAAGUAGAGAGAGUUUGUCGAGAAGACUUUUACACUUUGUCCCAUGUGUCAAGUAAUAACUCAAUUGCCCAACGAUUCAUAGAUGUGAUAAAUGCAAGGGUUUUUAUUGCACUUAAAGGAUCGUUUCUAGUGUUGUACCAUCACAUAUAUCUCCACUAUGAAAAUAAGUUACGAUUUGACAUUAUGUUCUUUUAUUUCAAGAAGUGUUACGUGAUUUUCCAAAACGAUUUGCUACCAUAUAUUUUUGCAGUGUUCCAUGGAAAAUUUAGCAAUGAUGGACUUAUCCUUAAUCCACAUGCCCAGAUGGCCAUCCAUAAAUUCAAUCAAUGUCACUUUGCAUUUUCAGUAAGAAUUGCCUACAAGUACCACGAUAUGCUGAAGAAUUAUGAUCAUUCACGUCUUAUGAAAGAAGACGUAGAAUAUCGAAAAAAAUUUUUGAAAAUUUCCAACUUGUUGAAGAACAAUAAAACAAUUGGAAAUCUUAUGCUAGGUCUAAUGUCUAAGGUAUCUGAUAGGUAUUUUUAUGCAUGGAGAGUGGUGCAGGCACAGAAAUAUCUUUUAUCAAUUAUCAAUGACCCUGAAUUUUACAAUAAAAUUCCAGCAGAUUCACCAGGGAUAAAUCGUUUAAAACUUACUAACUCACAGGUGGAUGAUAUGGAAGCGAUAACAUACUCUUUAGGCAAGGAUCUAGAAGCAAUAGUUAAUUAUCAAGAUUCGGUAGAUAUACAUCUCGACACAGCGGACUACAAAUCAUCAGGUAGAUCUAGACGUGAUACUGUUGUUGGAGAUAUUUACCCAGAAAAUGACAAUGAUAACAAAACGAAAACGAAAGGGUAUAUGGAUGUCGGUUCUAUUUUAGACUUCUCUCCAGCAAUGAUAGACGAUAUUUCUCCGCUUCAAGAUUUUACCUAUCCUAAUAACGAAGAAAUAGACCAGAUGUGGCUUCUGGUCAUGGCACUGAAGUACGAUCCGGUAGAACUCAUAUCAGGGGAUUUUGAUCCAGUUGGGUAUUUCAAUCAACAAUUUCAAAACACCCUUAGUGACCGUUUUGAAACGGAUCCUAACAAUAUAAUGAAUGAAUGA
This is a messenger RNA of Debaryomyces fabryi, 2760 nucleotides long. It is a transcript of the gene CTA4, whose product is annotated as oleate-activated transcription factor. Gene Ontology annotation, cellular component: nucleus. The record is from RefSeq and is a predicted model, not a curated record. Gene Ontology annotation, molecular function: DNA-binding transcription factor activity, RNA polymerase II-specific; DNA binding; zinc ion binding. NCBI's taxonomy places the organism in Eukaryota, Fungi, Ascomycota, Pichiomycetes, Serinales, Debaryomycetaceae. The transcript has a single exon. Bases 1 to 2760 code for a protein of 919 amino acids. Gene Ontology annotation, biological process: positive regulation of transcription by RNA polymerase II; DNA-templated transcription.